Messenger RNA from Raphanus sativus (radish), 990 nucleotides. Its product is annotated as thioredoxin-like protein AAED1, chloroplastic. The coding region runs from base 38 to 772 and encodes 244 amino acids. Lineage: Eukaryota; Viridiplantae; Streptophyta; Magnoliopsida; Brassicales; Brassicaceae. The record is from RefSeq and is a predicted model, not a curated record. Gene Ontology annotation, molecular function: antioxidant activity. The transcript has 9 exons.
UAGGAUUUUGUCAGCUUUCCCGGAGCCACCACCAACAAUGGCUGUUUCGCUCUCGUCGUCGUCGUCGUCGACGAUCACUUCCAUUACGCUGCAGCCGAAACCGAAAACGAUUUACGGCUUAGGGACAGUAAACUUCGGUGGUUAUUCGGUGAAUUCUCACGGCGUCUCUCUCCGGCGAAGCGCCGUGGUCGUGUCGGCCAUCACCGGCGCUUCAGGAACUGAAACUGCAGAUUUGCUAGAGACAGUGAAAGUCUCGGACUUGAGAGGAAACGAGAUUCCCAUCUCUGAUUUGUGGAAGGAUAGGAAAGCUGUUGUUGCAUUCGCUCGUCAUUUCGGAUGCGUGCUGUGUCGGAAACGAGCAGCUUAUCUUGCGGAAAAGAAGGAUGUGAUGGAUGCGUCUGGUGUUACUCUUGUUCUCAUUGGACCUGGAAGUAUCGAUCAGGCCAAAACUUUUGUGGAACAGACAAAAUUUGAAGGAGAGGUGUAUGCGGAUCCAAACCACGCAUCAUACGAGGCGCUUAAGUUUGCUUCAGGGGUUUCUGUGACAUUUACUCCCAAAGCUGCUAUGAAGAUAAUAGAGUCUUACAUGGAAGGAUACCGCCAAGACUGGAAACUCUCGUUUAUGAAAGAUACUGUUGAAAGAGGCGGCUGGCAACAAGGUGGAAUCCUAGUUGCUGGGCCUGGGAAAAACAACAUCUCUUACAUCCGCAAGGACAAAGAAGCUGGAGAUGAUCCGCCUGUUGAAGAGAUCCUAAAAGCGUGUUGCGCUUAAAAAGACAUCAUUGUUCUUUAUCGUAGAGUCAAGACUCUCUCCUCUCCUCCUGUAGUUUAUAGGGGACAUAAAACUUUGAUAUACUUCGUUCAAUAAAACGUGUUCAUUUGGUAUGUAUUUGUAAAGACAUAAAACCCGAUACAUAUUGGGUGUAGUGUAUAUAUCUCUCCUUGUCGUUGCAGUAAAGCUUGGUCAAAAUUUGAUACAAGUUUGUGCUC